This is a messenger RNA of Manis pentadactyla (Chinese pangolin), 570 nucleotides long. RefSeq names its product 60S ribosomal protein L39. Gene Ontology annotation, molecular function: structural constituent of ribosome. The transcript has a single exon. Bases 217 to 372 code for a protein of 51 amino acids. The record is from RefSeq and is a predicted model, not a curated record. Lineage: Eukaryota; Metazoa; Chordata; Mammalia; Pholidota; Manidae. Gene Ontology annotation, biological process: translation. Gene Ontology annotation, cellular component: cytosolic large ribosomal subunit; ribosome.
CUUCCUGCUGGGUAACGAGACCCACGCCCAGCUGUCCACCCGUCGUGGGCUCUGGAGAGAAGCAACUGCAGACGAAUCUUUACAAGAAGAAUAUUUUAUUAGUGGCAAAAGACCAUUUCGAAGUGAACUUGUCUGUCCUCCAGACAUACAACAGUGAAAUUCCUGUUUCAGCAAAUACAGCCAUUGUGGUGUCUGCUGUUGACUCUCUUCCUCGCCAUGUCUUCUCACAAGACUUUCAGGAUCAAGCGAUUCCUGGCCAAGAAACAAAAGCAGAAUCGUCCCAUUCCCCAGUGGAUUCGGAUGAAAACUGGUAAUAAAAUCCGGUACAACUCUAAGAGGAGACACUGGAGAAGAACUAAGCUGGGUCUUUAAGGAGUCACACAUAAGAUGGCACACUUAUUUAUGCUGUAUCAAAGUCACAUGCUCUUACCAUCUCACUCUGUAAACACUGUUAGUAUCUGGGAAAUUGGGUGUGUUUUAUUGGGGAAAUUAUUUUUUUUGUUUCUAUGCUUCUUCACUAUUCUGUUUAUUCAAUAAUAAAUACGUGAAACCUUUUGCAUGAAAAAAAAA